This is a messenger RNA of Porites evermanni, 1834 nucleotides long. NCBI's taxonomy places the organism in Eukaryota, Metazoa, Cnidaria, Anthozoa, Scleractinia, Poritidae. The record is from the annotation of a GenBank genome assembly.
AUGGGUAGAUUAGAAUUAAUUUUAGGCUUUCGUGGUUGUCUGCGCGAGAUGGACAUGGAGGCUGAAAAUACAAUGAGUAUUGCCUUGCGCGUCUUAACAAAGAGCAACAAGAACAGAUAUGACUCCUAUUGCUUAAAAGCGGUUCCUCUUUUUGAAACUGUUAAAGGACUAAAAGAAUACCUUGUUCAGGGAAGCGGAGAGGAACUUAAAGCAGCCACGACUGGCGAAGAUUUUACGUUUGGUUACUUCGGUGAAGGAAACAAGAAAUUUACGAUCAAGUCAGAACUUCAACUGGCCGAGGCUUUAUCAUUGGUAAAACGGGGAUGGUUACGUUGCGGGCGGACCCACAUUUACCUAAACCUGGAAAACCACAGGGCCACAGUUCAGCGUUGGCAAAGAAAGGAAAAGGUAUGUCACAGCGCGCACUGUAAAAUUUUUACUCUGAUUGUAUUUAAUUCUUCUUGUGCUUGUUUCCUUUUUUUUUCACUUGAUUCAAGUAUUAUUUUUUUUGUCUAGCGUCUUCUGUUCCUGACGACGCCGAGGAAGACGAGAAUAGGUAUGAAGAUCGCCUGUCAAGGCUAAGACCUAAUCAUAAACUGCCCGAGUUUAAACUACGGUGCUGGGCGAGAAUGUUGGUGAGCAACUUUGAAUUUCCCGCUUUUGAGUAAUGCAAAACUAAUGGACUUCAUCCGAUUGCCGUCAUAGUGUUUCCUAAUGUUUUGUUUCAGUCUCAUGGUGCAAAGCUAUACCGUGUGCCCAAAUCAUCUCCUUUAACAUUUUUCUCAANUCUUGUGCUUGUUUCCUUUUUUUUUCACUUGAUUCAAGUAUUAUUUUUUUUGUCUAGCGUCUUCUGUUCCUGACGACGCCGAGGAAGACGAGAAUAGGUAUGAAGAUCGCCUGUCAAGGCUAAGACCUAAUCAUAAACUGCCCGAGUUUAAACUACGGUGCUGGGCGAGAAUGUUGGUGAGCAACUUUGAAUUUCCCGCUUUUGAGUAAUGCAAAACUAAUGGACUUCAUCCGAUUGCCGUCAUAGUGUUUCCUAAUGUUUUGUUUCAGUCUCAUGGUGCAAAGCUAUACCGUGUGCCCAAAUCAUCUCCUUUAACAUUUUUCUCAAAGUUAUUUGCAAUUUCACCUGAAAGGUUUCCUCAUUAUUUAGUUUACGAACUCCACGUGCCAACUCCUUUUUUUAAUUUAUGCAACUCUUGGGGCUUUUACCGCUAUAAAAUUUCGGACCAAAAAUAAAUCUCCUAAUUAAAUAGCUCUUGCAAAUUAACGGUAAGAAAGAGGAAUUCGUUAUAAUGACCCACAGUAUUUCAUAAUAGUGUUUUUAGUGACAUUUUUAUUUUCCCGACGGAAACCAUACAUGUAUUUUUUUAAAAAUGAAGUCGUGGCGCUCGUUACUAAUUAGUCAGGGAAGGCAUACACUGAAUACAGCUAAUUAAUUUAUUGUUGCAUACUAGGUAAACGGCACACAUGACAGCGAAGAUAAACCUCCGGAUUUGCCAUUUUUCACAGGCAAAUCGAAUAAGGUUAAAGGCCGAGCACCAAAUACAACCGACUGCGAAGCUCGCAAUUCAACAGCUGAUGGCGCUGAGAGUAAGGUGAUUAGCAUAAGAAGUUUACUAAUUCUGAAGCUGUUAUCAUCUUUUUUAGCAUUUGUUUGCUUACGCUCGCUUUUUGUUCUCUCUUCGUUCUCUCUUCGUAGAUCCGCAUGCGAAGUGCUAUUUUGCAACAACUGAAGGAUUUGAAAUCACUUAAUAACGAUCGUGUCAUUUCAGAUGACGAGUUUGUUGGUCAAAAGGAGAAACUUCUGAGAGAACUCAGUGCUCUUUAA